GGCAGGCGGCGGCGCCGCCCGGGCCCAUGGAGCUGGAGAACAUCGUCGCCAACACCGUCCUCCUCAAGGCCCGCGAAGGUGGUGGUGGAAACCGGAAGGGCAAGAGUAAGAAAUGGCGUCAGAUGCUGCAGUUCCCCCAUAUCAGCCUCUGUGAGGAUCUUCGACAAACUCUUGAGCGGGACUACCACAGCCUGUGUGAGAAGCAGCCCAUCGGGCGCAUGCUCUUUCGGCAGUUCUGCGAGACACGGCCUGAGCUGUCACGCUGCGUCAAGUUCCUGGAUGCUGUGGCAGGGUACGAAGUGGCUCCAGAUGAGAAGCGCAAGGAAUGUGGGCAACACCUGAUUGAAAAGCAUUUGAAGCCAAAGAGCGAGGACCAUGUGCCUGAAGUCCCCUCUCAGUUGGUGAGUGCCUGUUGUGAGAGGCUGGAGCAGGAACCUUCCAAGGAGCUCUUCAAAGAAUCCACUAAGCUUAUCCACGAUUACCUGAGCGUGGCUCCCUUUGCUGACUACCUCGACAGCUUGUACUUCAACCGCUUCCUACAGUGGAAAUGGCUGGAACGGCAGCCAGUGACCAAAAACACUUUCCGCCAGUACCGUGUGCUGGGCAAGGGUGGCUUUGGAGAGGUUUGUGCCUGCCAAGUGCGUGCCACAGGGAAGAUGUAUGCCUGCAAGAAGCUGGAGAAGAAACGGAUCAAAAAGCGGAAGGGAGAGGCCAUGGCCCUGAAUGAAAAGCAGAUCCUGGAAAAAGUGAACAGUAGGUUUGUAGUGAGCUUAGCCUAUGCAUAUGAAACUAAAGAUGCUCUCUGCCUAGUGCUGACCCUCAUGAAUGGAGGGGACCUCAAGUUCCAUAUCUACCACAUGGGAGAGGCUGGCUUUGAGGAGCCCCGGGCAGCAUUCUAUGCUGCCGAAAUCUGCUGCGGCCUCGAGGACUUGCACCAGGAGAGGAUAGUGUACAGGGACCUGAAGCCAGAGAACAUAUUGCUAGAUGACCAUGGUCACAUCCGUAUUUCGGAUUUGGGGCUAGCUGUACACGUGCCAGAGGGCCAAACAAUCAAGGGCCGGGUGGGGACAGUUGGCUACAUGGCUCCAGAGGUAGUGAAGAAUGAACGCUACACAUUCAGCCCAGACUGGUGGGCUCUGGGUUGCCUGGUGUACGAGAUGAUCGAGGGACAGUCCCCCUUCCAGCAGCGCAAGAAGAAGAUCAAGCGGGAGGAGGUGGAGCGGUUGGUGAAGGAUGUGCAGGAGGAGUACUCAGAGAAGUUCUCACCCUGCGCCCGCUCCCUCUGUACCAUGCUUUUGUGCAAAGACCCUCUGGAGCGCCUGGGGUGCCGAGGAGCUGGGGCCAGGGAAGUGAAGGAGCACCCUCUCUUCAAGCACCUCAACUUCCGGAGGUUGGAAGCAGGCAUGCUGGAACCCCCCUUCAAACCGGAUCCCCAGGCCAUCUACUGCAAGGAUGUUCUGGACAUCGAGCAGUUCUCCACGGUGAAGGGCGUUGAGCUGGAGCCCACAGACAAUGACUUCUACCAGAAGUUUGCUACGGGAAGUGUGCCCAUUCCUUGGCAGAACGAGAUGAUUGAGACAGAGUGUUUUAAGGAGCUGAAUGUCUUUAGCACAGAUGGCACAGUGCCUCCGGACCUGGAUUGGAAAGGGCAGCCUUCUCCGCAGCCCAAAAAGGGCUUACUUCAGCGUUUCUUCAGCAGACAGAGGUGAGCAGUCUCCCUCCUGGCUGCUCUGCUCAGGGAAAUACCUGGUGGCCCGUGGACAUGGCAAGAUCUGGGAGAGAGGAGUUGUCCUUCAGUGCCUAACCCCUUUCCCCAGCACAGCACGUGCUGCUUGUGUUCUAACUGCCCCCUGAGCCACUAAUCCUGCUUCCCUGCUCUUGCUGCCUUCCCCGCUGCAGGGGAGCCUUGCCCCCAGCCUGAGCCGAAGCUGCCCCCACAUUGCCACUGCUGGGAGCUCUGCUCCCAGGGGGCCACAGGAAGCUCAGGGUUGUCUUUCCUCCCUUGUUCAGGUAUCCAGGACACACAGAAGGGUUGAGAAACUGUAAAGGGUUUGUCACUGCCUUGUGCCCUGACUCCAGCAAGAGGGCUUCAGUUGCCUUUCUGGCCUGAUGAGCCCUGCCUAAGGCAGAUUAUAUCUGCUGGUACUGAGCUGUGCCCUGGGGAGGCUAUAGUCUGGGGAACCCAUCUUCCCCCCAGCUUCUGAGCUAGUCAGCUGUGUGCUCACGUGUAUGUCUGCCAGGAGCCGAUCUCCAAAAUGCAGCUGCGCUGUUCCUCUGCAGACUUGGGGUCCCCUCUAGCUCGAUGGCUCUGUGUAGCUCUCCUGCACACAGCCUGGGGAGCUUGGCCCUUCCCUGCCAGAAAGCAGCUGUAGGCUGGAUUGUGUGACCAUGCUCACCCUCUGCUUGCUGUGCUCCUCUCUCCCUCUUCCCUCUCGUUGCCCUUCUGACUUCAGGACUGUUGUGGAAACUGCAGCGACAGUGAGGAAGAGCCCACCCGGCUGUAGAGCACAGCUUGUUCUCCAGCCCCUGGG
This is a messenger RNA of Rhea pennata, 2531 nucleotides long. RefSeq names its product G protein-coupled receptor kinase 6 (gene GRK6). Gene Ontology annotation, cellular component: cytoplasm. NCBI's taxonomy places the organism in Eukaryota, Metazoa, Chordata, Aves, Rheiformes, Rheidae. The coding region runs from base 27 to 1709 and encodes 560 amino acids. Gene Ontology annotation, molecular function: ATP binding; G protein-coupled receptor kinase activity. The transcript is spliced from 16 exons. The record is from RefSeq and is a predicted model, not a curated record. Gene Ontology annotation, biological process: protein phosphorylation; signal transduction; regulation of signal transduction.